CUACCUGCCUACCUACGGAGCACGAGCAACAUCAACCCACCGUUCUCUUAACUUUCAUCCAACGCUGCGCGACCAUCUCAUCUGUGAUACCCUACCUUCUCACGAGUACGAAGCCCUCUGACGAGGCCAAAAGCAGAAAUGGUUCUCGAAGCUGUGAUGGUGGUUGUAGACAACAGCGAGUCCAGUCGAAAUGGCGAUUACACACCAACAAGAUUCGAGGCACAAGCUGAUGCUGUCUCGCUGAUCUUCUCCGCCAUCACACAAGGCAACCCCGAAUCCUCUGUUGGGCUGAUGAGCAUGGGAGGCAAGGGACCGGAGGUUCUAGUCACAUUAACGACUGAUCAUGGCAAGAUCUUGGAGGGGCUGCAUCGAACGAAGAGUAAGAUUGGUGGGAGCAGUCAUUUGGCCACAGGUAUUCAGAUCGCAGGGCUUGCGCUCAAACAUCGAAAGAACAACUCACAACGCCAACGCAUCAUAGUCUUCACCUGCAGUCCCAUUGCCGAAGAUGAAAAGACGCUGGUAAAACUGGCAAAGAAAAUGAAGAAGUAUAACGUAUCCGUCGACUUUAUUGCCUUCGGUGAGCUUGAUGACGAUGUAACGAAGAAACUGGAAGCAUUCAACACGAAUGUCAAGAGUGGUAACGGGUCGAAUUUAGCUAUCAUACCACCUGGACCUGGUCUGCUGAGUGACCAGUUGGUCACAAGCCCGAUACUGAACGGUGAUGGCUUGAGCGGAGCAGCAGGCAUGGGUGGCGCCGAAGGAGGUCAAGAUACUAGCGGGUUCGAAUUUGGUAUUGAUCCAUCUGUUGAUCCGGAGUUGGCACUGGCUUUGAGAAUGAGUAUGGAAGAGGAGAAGGCAAGAGUGGAUAAGGCGAAUAAGGAGAAGGCCGAAGCGGAGUCGAAGAAUUCAUUGCCGGGGGUCAAAGAGGAAGAAGAGGGUGGGCAGUCGAAGGACGGGGAGGCGAGUGGCAGCAAGGAGGACAAGAAAGAUGACGAUGCUGAUAAAAUGGAUACUGCAUAA
This is a messenger RNA of Amorphotheca resinae ATCC 22711, 1020 nucleotides long. RefSeq lists its product as hypothetical. Gene Ontology annotation, cellular component: proteasome regulatory particle, base subcomplex; cytosol; nucleus. Gene Ontology annotation, molecular function: polyubiquitin modification-dependent protein binding. Gene Ontology annotation, biological process: proteasome-mediated ubiquitin-dependent protein catabolic process. Bases 139 to 1020 code for a protein of 293 amino acids. The transcript has 2 exons. The record is from RefSeq and is a predicted model, not a curated record. NCBI's taxonomy places the organism in Eukaryota, Fungi, Ascomycota, Leotiomycetes, Helotiales, Amorphothecaceae.